This is a messenger RNA of Halichondria panicea, 4774 nucleotides long. RefSeq lists its product as uncharacterized. Bases 3469 to 4626 code for a protein of 385 amino acids. The record is from RefSeq and is a predicted model, not a curated record. The transcript has a single exon. NCBI's taxonomy places the organism in Eukaryota, Metazoa, Porifera, Demospongiae, Suberitida, Halichondriidae.
CAAAGAGCUACACUGUAUUUUUGCAGCAACAGCCUUUAUGGCUAGUAAACGAGUGGGUGAAGGAUAAGUACAAACGAGUAGAGAGUUAUACAUGAAACACAAGUUAGACACUAGUUGAUAAGAUCUACAUGUACAUGCAUGGGAAGUAUAUACAUGGGAAAAGUGCCUCAGAGCAGGUAUACUAUGGGACUUAGUAUACCGUAUAGCGGGUAAGUUUCGUGGGAUAAAAAAUUCGUUCAACUCGAGAAACGGUGGUUUUCGUGAGUAAAAUUUACCAAAGCCACUUUAGUACCCUCGCUACGCUCGGGAUACUAAAUCAGUGCCUUUGGGCUUCUAAAUCCCAUAGACACCUCCAAAACAGUGUCUAACUCUACUAGUGUCAGUAGUGUGCAUGCGCAAACCGCUUGACUACAAUAUAAUUACUUGACAACAGAAUACUAGAUACCGUAUAGCAGGUAAUUUUCGUGGGGUAAAAUAUUCGUUAUUUUCGUGGGCAGGCUGACCUCCACGAAAUUUUAACGUAGGCGUGGCUUAUCGGAACGUAGGAAUGCCGUGCAGCCACGAGACUAAAUUAUUUUUACUCACGAAAACCACCGUUUCUCGAGUUGAACGAAUUUUUUACCCCACGAAACUUACCCGCUAUACGGUAUACUAAGUAAAUUUGCAGGUAUACUAAGUCCCAUAUAGUAUACCUGCUCUGAGGCACUUUUCCCAUGUACUUCCCCCAUGUACUUCCCAUGCAUGUAGAUCUUAUCAACUAGUGUCUAACUAUUAUUUAGUAAAUCUUAACAAAAAUAAUAAAAAAAUAUGGGUAAGAGCUAUUAUUUCGCACAUGCGCAUAUAUACAAGGUGUAUACCACGCCUUUCUCUUCACGGCCUGGAAUCGAGGCUAGACUCUUUUCUCCAUUAUCACAUUGAAGGUAGCCUAGCCUCGGCCUCCCAGACAGCUAGACUGAGCUGUGCACCCGUCUUGUUCACAUAGAAAUAAUAAACAAAUAUAUACACUUCAAGCGCAUGACUCAUACGGAAAUUGCAUUAUAGAUCUCAUGCCAUGAGAUCUAUAAUGCAAUUUCCGGGCCUUUUGUUCUCAAUACUAUCAUAGUUUGGUGGUUUUCUGCGAGUGUCAAUAAUAUAGGAUGGAGUCACGAUGUCGCUCCAGCCAGAAAGCUAGGGACCCGUCGCUCUGGUUUGUCAUGAGUGCUCUUCCUGUGAGCUAGCUAUAUGGGCUGAAGUUAUUUUGAUGUAGUAAAUAUUAUUGAUGCAUUCUGUUUCAUCUAACUCUGCAAUGCAUGCAGAUAGCUUCAGUUAUGUGGAGUUUUGUCAUUAAAUCUAGCUAAAUACUUCCUCAAAUUAUGUGUUUUAUUAUUGCACUGUGUAUUUCUUUUCAUGGCAGUUGCUAUGCGUUGUUCUGCACUGGAGUUAAAUGUGAUCGUGAUACAAGAGGACGACCUAAUUUUGUGUCCCGAGGAAAUUGAGUACUGAAGAAUCUGAUAUCUCCAGAAGGUGGUAUAUAAGAUAUAGAAUACACCUAGAGCUAUUUCAUCACGUGAGCGAUUUAGCCAGCCGCCCACGUGGUAUACAGAAUUACAUGCAACGUUUUAAUUAGUUACUAAUCGCGGUGUGAAGUUCUCUGCAGUUUUUAUUAACAUUUUCCAAAACAAUCCAUUGCCAUCUUACAGCUUUGACACUUCAUUUGAGUCAGCUCUCUAGCUAGCAAGUGAAACCAUAAAUUGAUGAAACUGAGCUAGGCCCACGCCCAUUUUCUCUAAAUGUACGGUCUAUAUACUAGCUGUAGAACAUAAUUAGGGGCAAGCUAGCAGCAACAAGGCAAGACUCUCUGCACAACACGCAGUGGCCUACACACUUUUAUAGUGAUGCCCAAGAUCCGAGUCGCGCUUAUCAAGAGGCACCUGACUCCCUUCUAGCAGUCUAAACAAAUGCCUGCAUUUGCACCUCAGUUGACGAAAGAAAAACUUCACCAGUGCUUGUUCAGUAUGAGUGCUAUUAAUCCUUUAUUAUGCCUCAAGGCGUAGCCACGAGGGAUACGGUAAAGCUGAAUGUGUGUGUGUCUGUCUGUGUGUGUGUGUGUGUCUGUGUGUCUGUUCCAGCUGUAACUGCUCAACGGUUGCAAUGCGACGAAAACUAACAGCUUCUAUAGGCUUCUAGCCACGUUCUCUUGGAUUUUGAUUCGUGGAUUAGCAAACUAAAGCUUCUUUCUCGAGUUAUGGCUAGUUUGACUCACAUUGAAGGCUGUUGCAGUCUCUUUAGAAUCUUCUGUCCGCACAAACUUUCUAUUCAACAUAUGAGUUAGCCUUGCACUAAAGCGCUAGCUUUUUGUUAGCUACAAGACUCAGAAAUUACCUGUUAAAACAGCUAGCUAGCUAGCAGUAGCUAGCAUUUGUGAAAUUUAAUUAUUCCUGUGGAUGUAAUGCGCAUGCGCGCUCAUUCCCCAUGUGUGAUAUCCAAGAUCCAGAUCCAGAUCCUCCUGGCAGAAUCAUGAGGGCCUGGUAAGCCACAAAACACUACUAUAUAACAAUAUAGAUAACAAUAUGCAUGUACACAAGUCUUUUCUUCUUAGAUAUUAUAUACACUGAACUACAGAUCCGGGCUGGAAGAAUCAAUUUUCUUCUUUCUUGAGGUCCUGGUAUUAAAAGCCACAUAAUACAACAAUAGAUGCAUGUAAAUAAGUAUUUUCUUCUCAGUGACUUUAUAUAGAUAAGCUAACUUUAUGAAAUAAUUAAAUUAAUUAGUAAAAUUAUGCACUUCCGCUUAUAAUUAAUUGAAAACAAAAUCUUCUUCUUUGUUGCUUCCUAGAUCCUUGAGGUCCUAGUAUAAGCAGCCACUAAACACAACAAUGAUACCAUAAUUAUACAAUUGAAGUCAGUUUUAGACAGAUUAUUUUAUACACUUUUCCUCUUCUAUACUUCCUCUUCUAUACUUUUGAGCGAAAGCAAAUCAUGGCGAGAGGCAUUAGCACAGCGCCAGCUUGAACACUAGUUGCAUGAUGAGUAACCAUUUCUAAUCGUGUAUGAUGAACUUCUCUUUUAACAUUUUCGGCCGCGGUCGUUUUUCGAAAACAAUACGUUGUCAUUGACAGCGUGCAAUUACUUGACAGGUAAUUGCACGCUGUCAAUGACGACGUGCAAUUACUGGACUAGGUGUGAUACAAGACGCGAUUAAUUGCUGUACACUCUCCAGUCACUAAUAGCACAUUACAAUUACACCAAAAACAGUUUUCUUUGUUGAUUAUUAUUAUCAUUAUCAAUCAAUGUUAUGAUUGAGUGAAUGGUUGCAUGUUUGUGAACAUGAAUAAUAAAUUAUGACUGAUUGCUAGAUUAUUAUCCUAGGCUAGGAUAAUAUUAUAACGUUUUUUUAAGGUCAUAACUAGGUCAUAGUAUAAAGUAGAUAGUAGAUCUAUAUAGGAUCUAUGUACGUGCUAUAUAGAGAUUCUAUACAGUCAGUGCAUAAAUGAAGCUGAAAGGCUUAGUUUUACUAGCUUUUGCUGUAUCUCUGUUAGAACUACUUGUACUCACACUAGAUAUACGUAUCUAUGAUCUACUACAACAACAGAACGUUCAUACGGCAAUAAGUCGUUUUAGAAGAUUGAAUUCGUCUCUUGUGGAACGAAGUCUCAACAAGAAGGGCUACUCAAUCUCUGAUCUGCCCCCCAAACCAGCUCUCUGGACAGACAAAAUUCACCAAAAUGGAAGUUUCAAUUCGUCUCUUGUGGAACGAAGUCUCAACAAGAAGGGCUACUCAAUCUCUGAUCUGCCCCCCAAACCAGCUCUCUGGACAGACAAGAUUUACCUCUGCAUAAACUUCAAUCUUAAUAAUGUUAACCCAGGCAAACAGGUCACUGAAACCCUGUUAUCAUACUAUCUUCCAUUCUUCAAAAACAUCACCCUCAUAUUUAAUGGAGACAACUGGUCAAGGCCUGACUAUGUGCCUGAGUUUGUGGACGUCAUCAGUUGUGACUCUCAUCGUGGUUGGUAUCAGCACAAGUGCAUACGAUCGUGCAUUCAACGUGGCUCUGAAGAGGCUAAAGGUUUCCUGUACAUUGCUGACGACAUGUUCAUCAACCUAACAAAAAUGGCCGAGCUACCAACUACAAAACUGUGGAGUGUUGGAAGUCCAGUAUGCAACUACUCAUCAAUACAGAUUCCAGGCCACAAAGGUUGCAAAUGGUACUGGUGGGAUUCUCCGACCUAUGGAGCAAAGAACCUGAAUAUUGUAAUCAAAAGUUUACCAGCCAAAUGGAAGGAGCAGCUGGUGAAUAAAGCUGGUUUUCCGGACCAUUUCAGGGCACAUUCUAUUUCUGACAUCAUUUACAUCCCUCAAGCACUUGUUACGGACAUGACACAUGUACUUGAUCACAUUAUAAACACAACUGAACUAUUUUGCGAAAUUGCAACUAACUUAGCCGUGAAUAUUGUGGCUCCUGGUAGAACUGCUAGAACCACAUUGGUGUAUGGUUAUCUAUGGAGGAGCGAUAGAAGUGUUGCAGCCAUUAAGAAAAUGGCAACUAUUGCACACUUUGUGCAUCCAGUCAAGCUUGGAAUUCAGGAUCAUCGUGACAUUUGGAUUCGGUACAUGGAAAAGCAACUGUCUGCCACGAGUAUAUCAUAGCAAUCUAUAUACAAUGCACUUGUCUGUUAGACUUUAUUGCCGGCACAAUGAGUAUAAUUAUGGGCAGAUUAAAGUAUUUCCUAUGCUAUAUGUAUUUGACAUGUUUCAUUACUACCAAAACAACCCAUAAUUGUAUUGCACCCAAGAG